AUGAACAUAAACUCAAAGAAAAAUGCUAAGCAUUUUAGUGAUGAUUGGGAAAAUCAUGACCAUCUGUUGACAGUAUCGGUCAGAUCUUUCUUUGAUCCAUAUACUAAGAGUGAAGAUAUGAGAGAUAACUUCAAGACUGUGGAAACAAAUAAUACUUCAAUAAACUUUCAUCAGAAAGAAAUAUCAGCCGUCCCAACUCCUAACACAAACAAUUCAACUGCUCAUCUACCUCGGUCAAGACAUCUAUUUCGAAGAAUUCUUAAACCUAGAAACAAAAGAAGACUUACUACUCAAAACAAGAGUAUAUCCCGACCAAUCCAUGUCAAGAGCAAAUCAAUGAUUUCCAAAGGAAGAGUCACCUUCAAAAACGAUUAUCCCCAAAAAGAAGACAGCAUUAAUCUAAAUCUUGGUCUAAAGCAAAUAAAAUCAUCGAACAAACAUAAAGACAAGUUUAUCCAGAGGCUCUAAGAAGGCCAAGUAAAGGAAACCUUUCCAAAAAUAUCAGGAAUUUCAGAAAAUCCCCAAAGAAAUUAAGCAGCAACUCAAUUGUGCAGUACAGCUCCUUGACAAAAUCAUUCAUCCUUAGUGGCUCCUCCCCUAGAAAGAAAGAAUCAGAACGGAGGAACCGAAUCUUCAAGAAAUUUAGAAGAUGUGUCAGGAAGAUUUACAAUGCGAUGAAAUUCAUGAAGCUAUCCCCAAAUUACAAUGAAGUCAAUGUACAUGUCGAUAUCAACAAGAAGAAGUUCUAUAGCUAUCUCAAUAAAUACAUCCUUACUGCUGAGCAUGGGGUGUAUAUCAACUGCAGGCCUACAUUCCUGACAAACAUAAUGGACGGAGUGUUCUUAGCCUACAAUUUCCCAGACCUGCCCAUCCUAAAAUAUUGCUUCCUUAUAAUGGCAAUUUACUGUGAAUUUCAAGAAGACUCAGAAAACACUAUUUAUUGAUACAGAAGGCUCAAAGAUAUAGCUGAGGUACUUGAAGACCAUGAUCUAAUUACUACUACUUAUAAAAGAAGAGCAGAGAUAUUUAACAAACUCAAAGACUUUACUAGCGCAGAAAUUUGUUACAAGCAGAUGCUUGUACAUACUUGGAUACUGAACUCUAGUUCGAAAGAGAUUGAAGCCUAUGAAGGAUUGUUUAAGACUUAUUAUCAUCUUUCAGAUAUGACUAGAAGUACAUUUUAUUUCAAAAGAUGGUCUCAAGGACGUACUGAGAGUGAGUUCUCUAAACUUCGGAUUAAUACUCUCAAUUCAUACAAGAACAAGAAGAUACACAUCAAAUAAAGUUAAGCCAUCCUUCAUCAUGGAAAAAGGGUUUGUAAGGAACUUUGAUCAGACCGACGAUUAUUACUUCAUGGACCACUAUUGCGAACAAGAAGGAAUAGAAAGAAAUAUCACCUCCAAUUCUCAAUAUUUAAUGAGAGAGAUUUAUAAAAUAAAAAGACUAAAAGAUCCAGGCAAUUGGAAUAUCGAGAAAAUGGACACCAAAAAUACAAAAAUGGAGAUCCACACAGUCAGGAGAGGAACUCCCAUUAAAAAAGUCAAAUAUGAUGACCUCCCUUCACCUUUCAGAUUCGGAGAGGAAACUAAAAUUUCAUCUUCCUUAAAUUUUGGUAAAAUAGACUUCUCAAGAAAACCUAAAGUCAACAAAAGUCAUGAUUUUAGACUUGAAAGUGAAACUAAAAUAGAAAGCACAAAGUCAAAAUCCCUUGAACGGAAUUUAAAGCAAAACAAGUUCAAUGAGGUAUCAAUACAAGGGAAAAUCAAACCUGACCCAUCCAACAGACUAAGGUCAGAAGAUAGAUCUUAUUCCAACAAGAUCAGGAAAAUCUUCUCAGAAAAGGGUAAAAUUAACUACCUUAGAAUACUACAAGAAAACAGACUAAAGAAGGAAGAGCGGUUCAAGAAGAUCCUUGAAGCUGACCAGAGCACUACAAUCUACAAAAGAUCCUCUACAGCUUCCAAAACGAAGAGAGAAAGGUCUCUAAAAACAAAUUGAAUCAUGAAAUCUCACAUUGAAAGAUGUAAAGUUCUCAAAAAUGCCAUCGGUGAGGAGGAAAACUUCUUAUCUAAGAUCACAAAGCUAUUCAAGAAGCUCAAUGAUUACAUCCAGAAAGGCCUGGAUACCAGCUAUGUCAAGCAUAUUAGAAAAGAUCUUAAUGUUGAAGGAAAACUCACCUUCCCUAGAUUUUUUAUCCCAAAGAGUCCAUAAAGCUUGAUAUAUAUCUGUAAAGGAAUACAGAGAAAUCAGAGAGAAAGAAAUCUCAAAAUUGUCUGAUUUUAUUAAUAACAGAAAUCUAUCAUAAAUCAACUUUUAAAACCAGAUGUGAUGAAUAAUACCAACAUUACUCCUAAAAAUGC
Messenger RNA from Moneuplotes crassus, 2360 nucleotides. The record is from the annotation of a GenBank genome assembly. NCBI's taxonomy places the organism in Eukaryota, Ciliophora, Spirotrichea, Euplotida, Euplotidae.